Molecule: messenger RNA, 709 nt
Organism: Carassius carassius (crucian carp)
Lineage: Eukaryota; Metazoa; Chordata; Actinopteri; Cypriniformes; Cyprinidae
Gene: myl10
Product: myosin, light chain 10, regulatory
Exons: 7
Coding region: 102-605 (167 amino acids)
Cellular component (GO): cytoplasm; mitochondrion
Molecular function (GO): calcium ion binding
Source: RefSeq, a predicted model, not a curated record
CUCUCAAGCCAAUUGUGCCAAUAUAUAGCUGGAAACCAACGAUGUCUGAGUGUCCCUCAGGCUUUUGAGACCAAGAACAGAGUAAAGAGAAGCUCUACACAAUGGCACCAAAGAAGGCCAAGAAGAAGGAAGCUGCCAGCUCCAAUGUGUUUAGCAUGUUUGAGCAGUCACAGAUCCAGGAGUUCAAAGAGGCUUUCACCAUCAUGGACCAGAACAGAGAUGGCUUCAUUGACAAAAACGACCUGAGGGACACAUUUGCUGCUUUGGGACGUCUCAACGUUGGCAACGAUGAGCUUGAUGAAAUGCUAAAGGAAGCCUCCGGCCCUAUUAACUUCACCGUCUUCCUCACCAUGUUCGGAGAGAAGCUCAAAGGUACAGACCCUGAAGAGACUAUUCUCAAUGCCUUUAAGAUCUUCGACCCAGAGGGCACAGGAAUCCUUAAAGGAGAAGAGAUAAAAUAUCACCUUAUGUCCCAGGCAGACAAAUUUACAGAGGCUGAGGUAAACCAGAUGUUCACAAAUUUCCCCUUGGAUGUGGCUGGCAACCUGGACUACAAAAACCUGUGCUACGUCAUCACCCACGGAGAAGAUAAAGAACAGGAGUAAAAACUGCCUUUCCCAUAUUUCUCCAUGUUUGUUCACGUCCAUGUGUGUGUCGUCUUCUCCUUAAGCUCUGUAUCCGCCUUUUGUCAAUAAAGAGAUAAAAACAA